Messenger RNA from Trametes versicolor FP-101664 SS1, 735 nucleotides. RefSeq lists its product as uncharacterized. The record is from RefSeq and is a predicted model, not a curated record. Bases 1 to 735 code for a protein of 244 amino acids. NCBI's taxonomy places the organism in Eukaryota, Fungi, Basidiomycota, Agaricomycetes, Polyporales, Polyporaceae. The transcript has 8 exons.
AUGUCUUCGUCCAACUCUGCCAGCACUGCAGAGUUCAUUUCUGUAUAUCAGAGCGUUGUGGUAAUUGCGACCUUCCUCGUGUAUGAUGCCCUUCUGUGUGUAGACAUGGAAGUCCGAUAUGUCUGGUGGGCACCGAAGGUUUCACGCAAGCUCUCGAAGCUCCUGUACAUUUACACCCGCUACAUGUCCAUCCUAUGGAACUUGCUCGACCUUGGAUUUAUCGGCACAGUUUCUAACACUAUUUUGCGACGGUCCUCUCUGGAACACGUCCUAUGGGAGAACGGAAACAUCUACUUCUGCACACUGGUUGCAUUGAACAUAGUGAUUGUAGUUCUGAGAGUUGUAGAAGCAUCGGUUGCAACAGAUCUCAACCAAGCAGGCUAUGUGGUCAUUCUGGUUGAUCCCAUCAGCUCGAUCUUGAACUCUCGAUUCCUGCUGGCCCUCUAUGAGACUAACGCCCGCCUUGAGCGGGGCGGAUCCUCCGCCUCGUCGUUCUCGACACUCGAUUUUGGCGAAGCCGAUCCCAGAGCAGCAGGGUCUCCGGAGCUCCCGGAAAUCCUCCAGUCUCUCGGUGGCCCCAUACAUUCCUUCCACGACCACGACCCGGAGCUAUUCGACCCGGAGCCAGCAACGGUGCAGCAAGAGCGCGAGAGGGAGGUGAAUGCAGAGUCCGGGUCCGAGGUAGGGGCGCAGGCAGAGUUGAUUGAAGUGGUUGAGGGCUCCGAGCGGGUGUGA